AUGGCCGGUGUUUUGAAAACUUUGAAAGUUUUCUUUUUUGGGUCAGACGAUUCUGAAGAAGAGGAGUACAACAGUGAUAAUGAGUGGGUUAAGGAUUCUAAUCAGUCAAUCAUCAAACAGCAAAAACAAGCGCAAGAUGAUAAAAGAGCACGCUUUCAGUCAGAAAAACAGUCCAGAAGAGAGGAGAAACUCCGUACUGAAUCAAGAAUGCCGGGCAAACGUAAACCAAGGAUAAGGCGGACCAGCUGGAGCCAAUUAUCUAGAGAAGAUGAGGCCCUUCUGGACAGAGAUGAUGAGCAAAAUAUACACAGAGUUCAAAGUUUGCAGGACAUUUCUAACAACGAGUUGCCUUCUCAAAGGCGUUCGUUCUCCUCUCUUUUUCAUCCAGCUCAUGCACAGUCAAGUUCAAACAUUUCAGUCCAGUUUGAUACUGGUAACUCUGCAAGCGAUUCUACAUCGUCCGAUAUGGAAGAAUUGGAAUCGUGCAGUGGAUAUUCAGAGUCGGCUGAAGAUGAAGACUUUUACGUUGACGAAGAAGAGGUUAAUUCUUCUCAGCCAGGAAGAUGUUUCACGAUUCCGAAAGAAGACAGUGAAAAGUCAAAAUUUGAAGACAGUUGUGCAUAUUAUGAAAACAACGAAAAUGAAGAAGAGGAUAUAUUACAACAGGAUAUGAUGAAGUAUGGUUUAGACCUACCUGAAUGCAAUGAACCGAGCCAAACAGAUAAAAAACAGCAGAAAUUAUACGACGAAUUUUUGCCAGUUGAUCAAUUAGAACAAAUACUUCGGUCAAAUACACAGCGUUACAAACGUUGUAAAGUUUCCAUUCAAGGAGCACAUGUAGCACAGUGUACAAACCUUGACGUUAGAGAUGAGCUGAAAGAAAUUGAGAUAUCAGGAAGAUCAAAGGCAGGAAAGGUAUUUGAUGGAGACAUUGUGCUAGUGGAGAUUUUUAACUACGAAAAAUUUACAAAAACAGUCAUUCAAAGACUUCAGCGUGACAUCAAUAAGGAUAACAGGUCGCAGAAGAUCUAUGGCAAAAUUAUCGGUGUUUUUGAAAGGAGGAAGGCCAGAGACAUUGAUCAUCCAGUUUUUGUAUGUACCUUGGAUGACACAGCAUAUUAUUUGAUGAGACCUGUAUGCAGAACAGUUCCAAAACUUCACGUUGACCAUAACAGACAGAAAAAGUACACACUUCAAGUGUAUAAGUAUGAUACAAAGUCCUCAAAUAUUGAACCUGACUCCGAAUUUCGGAUCGACCCUGGGAGAAAAUCGUCCUUUGUCUUCUUGGUCGUGUAUUUGUCUUGGUCUAGUUUGUACCCAAUGGGUGCAGUGAUAGAUGUUAUCGAAAUUGAAGAAAGUUACUCAUCUGCAAUGAAAAUUCUUCGACUUCAUCAUCAGGUACCAGAGUAUUACCAGAAAGAAACUGUUGAAUAUACAAAGAAACUAAUUAAUGAUAUACAAGGAGAAGCUAGUAGAAUCGUGAGUGAGGAGGACCGUGAAGACUUAACUCAUCUUAGGGUCUUUACUAUUGACCCCGAAGGAUCCCAGGACAUUGAUGAUGCUCUCAGCGUAGAAAAAGUCGGCGACAUUUUUGAAAUUGGAGUUCAUAUUGCUGAUGUAAGCUUGGUUGUGAAGAAAGAUGAUCAAAUUGACGGGGAAGCUCAAGAAAGAGCUUGUACAUUCUAUCCUGGCCAAGGAAUGAAUCCUUACCACAUGCUUCCUGAGCCGUUGUCACGUGAUAUAUGUAGUUUAAGGCCUGGGGUUAUGCGGCCUACAUUGUCUGUUAUGUUCAGAAUGACUAAAACUGGUCGUAUUGAAAACCAAUGCAUUAAAAAAACGAAAAUUAAAUCCUGCAGAAAAUUCAGUUACGAGGAAGUGCAGCAGAUUAUUGAGAAGGGAUCAUCUAGUGACAAUGCUUUAGAGAAGGACAUCCUCCAGCUUUUUGAAAUAGCUAAAACAAUACGUACAAAAAGACCAGGAUCAGGAUUUCAUGCUUUUCCCGUUGAGACCAAACUGAAUGACAAUGAGGAUUCAAUUUUGAAUUCAAGAGAAGCCCAUUAUCUAGUUGAAGAGUUCAUGAUUUUGUCAAAUACAUAUGUUGCUGCAUAUUUAAGAAGUCGAUUUCCGAAAGUUAUCCCUCUCCGUUGUCAAGCUGCCCCCUCUUUAGAAAUUCUUAAGAAAUGGAAAGAUCAAAAUUAUCCAUUUCUGCACAUGGUGCUUCGCCUUCAGAAUGUUGAUCCAAGUGCAGGAAUGGGGGGUGAUAAGAUAGACCUAAAUUCUCUUGGACCUUUCCGGUAUACAAGGAUCAUGCCUGUUCAGAAAUGGGUGUGGGAAAAUAUCAUCGAUGCGGUAAGAAAUAAUGACAUCCAGUCAGCAAUACAAUACCUUUGCACUGAUGAACUGCAUCCUAGCCAGUGUUUGGCAUUAGAAGAAUGGAUUUCUUUCCAGGAGAGUGCUUCAUACAAAUGCAGUGGUACCCUAAAUGACCAAAGAGAAGGGAUGCAUUUUUCUUUGCAACGAAUGAUGUAUGUACAUUUUACAUCACCAAUAAGGAGAUACCCUGACAUUAUUGUCCAUCGUCUACUUCAUGCAGCUAUUGACAAUAAAAAAUGUCCAUAUUCAGAAUCAGAGGUUGAUACCCUGUGUCAAAGCUUGAACGAUGUCAUUAGGAGAGCAAAAGAUUUUCAAAAGCAAUGCAGGAUGUUGACUUGGGGAUUUAGAUUAAAGCAAUGUCCACAAAUUCUGCAGGGAUUUGUUCAUGAGGUAUCCGACAGAUCUGUUUCCAUUGUUUUACCUGGACUCAGAAGUCUUCCUCAGAUAUGCAAAGAAAUUGAGUUGAACCUUCUACAUGUAUACGAGAGGCCAAAAUUUGAUAAAGAUACAACUACUGGAGACCUCAUUAUGACCCUUAACUGGCUACUUCGCAUUUAUGAUGUGUCAGGCAAACCAAACAGAGAUGAACGUAAAGCUCAGAGAUUACACUGGUUGUCAGAUGAGGCUAGAAAGGAAGUUUGCAAACGAAUAAAUCCCCAUGCAAGAACAAAGUUUGUUCUUCAAGAGAGGUGGAAAGAAAUACUAUUAAAGGUGGUUCGUGGAGAAUACCAUGAUCUGGAAAACAGUAUCACAGUUCUUCAGGGAAAAGCAUUGUACAAAGACUCAAAUAAACCGGAUUGCAAUAAAGAAGUCGAUGAAGAUCUUCAUAAUUAUGUACCUGCAUGUAAAGAUACAUUACUUGAUCACUCAUCCGAAGUAGAAGAUGGAGAAGUGAUUCGCCAAGCAUGUAGAUUUUCAAUGUCUUUAUCUCGAGGACAAGUAGUUUGUGUGCAAAUAACUGCUGAACCACAGAAAGGAGUUCUUGUACCAUCCUUACAACUGCUUGAUAUGUCGAAAAAUAUCAAACACUGCUUGCAACACAGCCGCGAUCCAAUCAAGUUUUUAUCCAAAUAUUCGAUACACAAAUCCAAAUCAAAAUACCCUUCAGUGGUUGCUUAUCUACAAAUUUGGUUGCCAAUAAUUGAGAUGGAGGCCGUUACAAAUGCAGCGCAUGAUGAUUCUCCAAUCAUCAAUGGAAUAAGUGUCUACAUGGAGUCAUGUCAAAUGGGAUAUUUCAUUCUUGAUCAUUAUUUUUGUGAACAAAGAGACAUUGAUUUCAGUGCAAUGUCGCCACAUUUUAUCCUUGUUGGUGACGACGAGAACAAAAGUGAACUAAUUACAAAUACUGAUUAUUUAUGCAUUAGGUCUGAACAUUUAACCAGUAAAUCUAAUGAAGAAAGGAAAACAUCAUCCGUAGACCCAAAUUACCGUUUUCAGUGGGUCCUUCAUGGACAGAUUGGCAACAUUGAAAAAAUCAUGAAACCUACGCCUCAAAAGAAAGAUUCCUUGGAGGUUGAAACGAGAGAGGGUGACGAAAAGAAGCGGAAUGUCAUAGACAAGUAUAAGAUUCAUUUUAAGCUCCACAAGGAAAGCAAUAAAGCAUCAACCGAAAUGAUGUUCUCGGGAAAUGGAUUUCCUAGCUGUGUAGAACUGGUGCAGAAAUCCGAAACAGAAACCCGGAUAGAGGCUGUUGUGAAUUGUCUUGGGAAAUCCAGCAAGUUAGCUAAAAAUAUAGCUCUACAGAGAGUCACACCAGAUCUAGGUGAAACUUACCUGGAAAAAGCAAGAAAUAUACAAAUCGAAAUAGAUUUACCAUCCAUUGCAGCAAGCAAUGUAUAUCAAACACAAGCCAUCAGGAAUUCACUAACCAAGAGCUUUAGCCUUAUCCAUGGACCUCCAGGCACGGGGAAGACUUAUACGGGAAUAAAAUUAGUUUAUCUGUUUGACAUGAUAAAUGAUUUGCUAAGAGCAGAUGGACAUAAGCAUCAGCAGGUUGUCUUCUGUGGACCCAAUAAUAAAUCAGUGGAUCUUGUUGCAAGAUGGAUAUUGAAUAAAUUUGACGAUUUAGCACCUGAUAUGGUACGCUUAUAUGGCAACUCCCUCGAAAACAAAGAUUAUCCCAUGCCAGGAAAGCACUAUGCUACAUCUGCCUCAGCAAAAGAAAAUCGACCAGAUCCACAAUUAAAAGAUAUAUCUGUACAUCGUCUGAUACGUCAAGAAGGAAGUCUUCAUGCCACUGAGAUAAAGGACUUCGAUGACAAAUUUAAACUCUUCAGAACCGACAAAAGCUACAGACCUACAAUAAGAGAUAUUAGGCGAUACAAGCAUAUCACCAGUGAAGCUGCACAAGAAGAACUAAAGAAGCAUGACGUCAUAUUCUGUACCACUGCCGUCACAACCAGUCCACGGUUCAUUAAGGGUACGCGUGGGAAAGUUUUCCAGUUGAUUAUUGAUGAAGCAGGAAUGUGUACAGAGCCGGAAAGUAUUGCAGCCAUCAUAGCUACAAAAGCAAAACAAGUUGUUUUAAUUGGAGAUCACAAACAACUUAGUCCAGUAAUUUGUUCCACUCAUGCUGCUGAGCUUGGCUUAGAAGUUUCACUGUUUGAACGUUAUGCAAUCUUUGCAAAAAUGCUGAGAUUCCAGUACAGAAUGCAUCCAGCAAUAUGCGAGUUUCCCUCAACUCAUUUUUACGAUAAAAAAUUGAUAACCAAGAAGUCCUCUGCUUGGAAAACUAAGACUCCGUUAAAUAUUUGGAUAGACAAGGAAAAACCAAUCAUAUUCUGUCAUGUGGAGGGAGAGGAGGAGUAUCUGACUGUUUCUACAGAAGAAGGAAAUGAACAGUCUUGUAGCAACAAACAAGAAGUAGAUCACGUGGUUAAAGUUUUUGAAUACCUAGUGAAGUAUGAGAAGAUUAAUCCGAGCAAUAAACAGGCCAUCAACAUCAUGUCGCAGUACAAUGCACAAUGUACAAGAAUUCGGAAGGCUCUUUUGGAAAAGAAGUACAUUAAUAUCAACGUCAACACUGUUGUUGCCAGUCAGGGCGGAGAAUGGGACUACGUCAUUUUCAGCACAGCUCGGUCUCUACCAGAUUACCGAAUCGAGAAACAACCAACCCUGGGAUGGUGUAAACAGAACUUGGGGUUUAUAACGGAUAAACACCAGAUCAAUGUUGCUUUGACCAGAGCAAGACGUGGACUCAUCAUCAUUGGGAACAAACAUCUUUUAUCAUGUGAUUUUGUAUGGAGGAGCUUGAUCAAACAUUACGCCCGUUUUGGCUGUGUCACGGAUGUAGAGCACUUCCCGCCACCUCCCCCGGUGAUGAAAAGACGGCGACGGAAGUCACACCGUGAAAGUCUGGAGUCGGAGGAAGAUUUCUACCGCGGAACAGAUCGCCAGCUUAGUAUGGUAGAUGAAGAAAAUGAAUGAAAUUGAUACCAGUGCAAUAUGAU
Molecule: messenger RNA, 5822 nt
Organism: Saccostrea echinata
Lineage: Eukaryota; Metazoa; Mollusca; Bivalvia; Ostreida; Ostreidae
Product: helicase with zinc finger domain 2-like
Exons: 13
Coding region: 1-5799 (1932 amino acids)
Molecular function (GO): 5'-3' DNA helicase activity; RNA nuclease activity; RNA binding
Source: RefSeq, a predicted model, not a curated record